AUGCCAAUCCACAAAGGAACCCCACCACAACUCCGCAAAGUGUUGCAAGACCCCCGGCACAGCCACUGGAAGGAUGUCUACCUUCAUGCUAUCGGCGAGCUCAUCAAUACGAGCUUUGGGUGCAACCUGUUUCGAUGUCACUCGAUCGAUUAGCAUAGCGGGGGGUUCCCGAGCUAGGGCUCUUACAAUCAAGAGUGGCGCUGAAGGUGUCGGGGAUGUCGGGGGCACCGAAGGAAGAGGAGAAGGGCGCCUGAGGAUGAGGACUAUUGAGUCAAUGCCGUUCCAGACAUACCAGCUCGCCUUGGGUAUAAUAUACAAAGACCGACAAGAAAAGCUCGAAAGAAUCGCCCAAGAGAGGGAAAAAAUGAAGAAAUUGAUCAAGUACAAAGGACUCACGCACGACGAUCGGCGAAUAAUCUCUAUGAAGCAGCAAAUUGAGAAAUGGGGGAUCUACGCUGACGCGAACAACCCGCGGGUAAAAUACAAUUUUGAUUGUGGGAUAGGUGGGUUGCGAUGUUGUCUUCCCCUUGAAGUGUGGGCCCUAACAAAGUGUUAGUUGGUACGAGCAAGCCAAUAUACCUGCAUCUUCUCAAUCGGAAGUGGAGGAAGCGGAACCGACCGAUCCUGAUGCAAAGACUUGAGACCAUGCAUGUCAUUCCAGAUGUUCUCCCGAAUAUCGAUCCUAUUGUCGAUGUGCGGGUGCAUUUCAAGGGCAGAAAGGCCCCGCCAGGACAGAUACUAGAUUCUUUGAUGGUGGAGGAGUUCCCUACUGUGAGAGUUAUCCCCUUUAAGGAUGAAGAAAUGCUCUGCACUAUUGCGGUGGUAGAUCCUGGUAUCGUCAUGCCCUUUCUUUGUAUUCCUAGCGCUACCCGGGCUAACAACCCUCUAGAUGUUCCGGAUCCAAAGAGGGGUGGGUUCAGAUACCGGUGCCACUGGAUUGUGUGAGUGCAAACAUUUCGCCCAUCGCCAGACGCAUGUUAACACAUUCAGUUCCAACAUCCCCAUAUCCCCAGCGCAAACUACCGCUGUUGGACCUUUGGCUAAACCUGCGGACACAAUUGUGCCAUAUCUUCCGCCCCACGCUCAAAAGGGGACUCCAUAUCACCGUUACGCCAUGAUAGUUUUCAAGCAGCCUGGAAAGAUCGACCCGGCUACUCUAGGAGGGGAUAUUAACAAGGACUACUUCACCAUGAGAGGCUUUCAGGACAAAAACAAACUAUGCUCCAUCGGAGCAUUCAUGUGGCGUGUAGAGUGGGAUAGCCACACCAAGGAAAUUAUGCAGAAGCAUAACUUGCCUGGUUGGGAUAUUAUGUAUAAACGGAUCAAGGAUGUGGCGCCAUCAUAG
Molecule: messenger RNA, 1345 nt
Organism: Tuber aestivum (summer truffle)
Lineage: Eukaryota; Fungi; Ascomycota; Pezizomycetes; Pezizales; Tuberaceae
Source: the annotation of a GenBank genome assembly